This is a messenger RNA of Aethalodelphis obliquidens (Pacific white-sided dolphin), 3597 nucleotides long. RefSeq names its product chromodomain Y like (gene CDYL). The transcript is spliced from 7 exons. Gene Ontology annotation, molecular function: transcription corepressor activity. Bases 481 to 2115 code for a protein of 544 amino acids. The record is from RefSeq and is a predicted model, not a curated record. Lineage: Eukaryota; Metazoa; Chordata; Mammalia; Artiodactyla; Delphinidae. Gene Ontology annotation, cellular component: nucleus.
CCGCCCCGCCCCCCCGCGCGGGCGGCACGAAAACCCGGAGCGCGGGAGCGCGGCUCGGCCGGGCCGGGCGGCCGCACUGGGCAUGCUCAGUAGCCGGGGCAGGUUUUUCGGUCGCAAGUAGGAAGCUUUUUGCACUACACCGGAGAGGGGGAGCCGCGGAGCCAGCGCGCCGCCGUGCACCGCCGCCGCGCCCGCCCCAGCCCGGCCCGGCCCCGCGGCGGCGCGAUGAGCCUGAGCCCGAGCCGGCCCGCCGGGGAGUGAGCGCGGCGCGGAGGGCGCGUUGCGCAGCUGCUCCUGCGCACAACCCGGCCGGCGGCCCGCACCGGCAGGAGUGAGCGCCGGUCCGCGCCCGACCGGCGCCGGAGCCGAGCGGAGCAGGAAGCGCAGGCCACGCAGGGACCCAACUGAAACAAAGUGUCGGCCGCCGGCUGCGCGGCGUCUCGCCGGCCCUGCCCCGCGCCCCCCGCUCCACCGCCCACCAUGGCCUCCGAGGAGCUGUACGAGGUUGAAAGAAUCGUUGACAAAAGGAAGAACAAAAAAGGGAAGACGGAAUAUUUGGUCCGGUGGAAGGGCUACGACAGCGAGGACGACACCUGGGAACCGGAGCAGCACCUGGUAAACUGCGAGGAGUACAUCCACGACUUCAACAGGCGCCACACCGAGAAGCAGCGGGAGGGCCCCUUCACCAGGGCCAACCGGGCCUCCCCGAACAACGCUAGGAAGCAGAUUUCCAGGUCCACCAACAGCAGCUUUUCCAAGGCCUCUCCUAAAUCGCUAGUGGUCGGCAAAGAGCACGAGCCCAAGGCCAGCCCGCUGUUUGCCGCCAGCCAGAAGUUCAGGAAGAACCCGGCCCCGUCGCUCUCGAACCGGAAGAACAUGGACCUGGCCAAGUCAGGUAUAAAGAUCCUCGUGCCCAAGAGUCCCAUCAAGAGCAGGACCGCGGUGGACGGCUUUCAGAGCGAGAGCCCCGAGAAGCUGGACCCCGUCGAGCAGGGGCAGGAGGACACGGUGGCGCCGGAGGUGGCGGCCGAAAAGCCGGUCGGAGCCCUGCUGGGCCCCGGAGCCGAGCGGGCGCGGAUGGGGAGCCGGCCCCGGAUACACCCGCUGGUGCCGCAGGUGUCCAGCCCCGUGACCGCGGCCAUGGCCACAGGGCUGGCCGUGAACGGGAAAGGUUCCUCUCCAUUCAUGGAUGCGCUGACGGCCAACGGGACGACCAACCUGCAGACGUCAGUCACGGGCGUGACGGCCGGGAAGAGGAAAUUCAUCGAUGACAGACGAGACCAGCCCUUCGACAAGCGGCUGCGUUUCAGCGUGAGGCAGACGGAAAGCGCCUACAGGUACAGGGAUAUCGUCGUCCGGAAGCAGGACGGCUUCACCCACAUCCUGCUGUCCACGAAGUCGUCCGAGAACAACUCUCUCAACCCAGAGGUGAUGAAGGAAGUGCAGAGCGCCCUGAGCACGGCCGCCGCCGACGACAGCAAGCUGGUGCUCUUCAGCGCCGUGGGCAGCGUCUUCUGCUGCGGCCUUGACUUCAUCUACUUCAUCCGGCGCCUGACGGACGACCGGAAGAGAGAGAGCACGAAGAUGGCUGAGGCCAUCAGAAACUUCGUGAAUACUUUCAUUCAGUUUAAGAAGCCCAUUAUUGUAGCCGUAAACGGCCCAGCCAUUGGGCUAGGAGCGUCCAUCCUGCCUCUCUGUGACGUGGUUUGGGCCAAUGAGAAGGCUUGGUUCCAAACACCCUACACUACCUUCGGACAGAGUCCAGAUGGCUGUUCCACUGUGAUGUUUCCCAGGAUUAUGGGAGGAGCAUCUGCGAACGAAAUGCUGCUCAGCGGACGGAAGCUGACGGCGCAGGAGGCGUGUGGCAAAGGCCUGGUCUCCCAGGUGUUCUGGCCCGGGACCUUCACCCAGGAAGUCAUGGUCCGCAUUAAGGAGCUCGCCUCCUGUAACCCGGUCGUGCUCGAGGAAUCCAAGGCCCUGGUGCGCUGCAACAUGAAGCUGGAGCUGGAGCAGGCCAACGAGCGGGAGUGCGAGGUGCUGAAGAAGAUCUGGGGCUCGGCCCAGGGCAUGGACUCCAUGCUCAAGUACCUGCAGAGGAAGAUCGACGAGUUCUGACGGCCGGGCUGCCCCAGACGACCCUGGAGUCGCAUCGCGCAGGCCGGCUGGGGCUCCCCGGGGCACGGACCCACCCUCACAGCCUGAAACAGGUUCACGUGGAGCUCACGCUUGGGAGCAGGACUUGAAACAGCCAAGCUAUUUAUUACCAAGGAGUUUUUAAGUACUGUAACUUUAAAAUAAAUAACUACAAAGCUCCUUUGUCCAAACGUCAUUAUUUUAUACUUAAUACACACACAAGUAUAAAAGUAUAAAUUGUGAGCUCUGGGCUGCUCUUUGAGGCUCUACUUUUUGUUAUCUUUGGCUAGUACUGUAUAAAAAAGAAGUGUGUUUUCCUGGUUUGGGUGUCAGAAAAGUCUGGAAUAUUGUUUGUUUUCCUUGUUUUUUUCCUUCUAGAAAACAGAAUCUGAAGAGGUGUUAGCCCGCCUCACCCCCACCUCACCCCACCCCAAAUAGAAAUACGGAAAGAUCUGAGGCAUGCCCUUGUCUCCAGGAAGGUACAAAACCUCAGAGAUGGAAAAUUCUCAAUCAAAAGGAAGACUUAUCCUAAAAGAAUAAGUAUUUCUGAUUAAACACCCACUGCUGAAUAAUACCCCCAGACUAAAACACGCCUAGGAUUCACGCUGAGAAAUCAGUUAAUUCUGCUCUCUUUCUUAAAUAUGUCCGAUUCUUACCCAGUUAACAAAGAAACCACUCUCUCUCUAGGGGAAAGCUUAUGUUGCAGUGUUAGCGAAUCACUGAAUAGCUAAGUAUGAUCUAAGUUAUAGGGGUUUAUAAUUAAUUUUUCUGACCCAUUUGAAAAAAUAACUGUGUAAGCGCUUCUUGUUACUGGGUGAGAACUCCUUUAUAUACAGUUUUGGUUUUCUAUUUGCAGAUAUGAUUGAUGUAUUACACCAAAAAUAAAGUAUUUUUAUGUUUAUAAAGUGUAAUUUUUAGGUUCACUUAGAAUAUAUUUUAUUUAAUAAGUUAAAAUUCUUUUGGCACACUAUUAAAUGCAGAAACUCCUUUUUAAGAGAAAGAACUACCUUAUAUCGACGUUUAAUGUUCUUGGUCUCUGCUUUCAUGUCUACACAAUAUACCAAGUACAGGAUGCUGUCCAAGAGUGCCCUGUGUAAAUAGACGUCCGCAUUCCCGCCAGGAGUGAGGACUGAUUCCUGAUUCCAGACGCCUAUCACUCGGUAGGCUUCUGAGCUUGCAAUCAUAUUGAAUGUAUGAAGAAUGAAAUAAAAUCAAAACCUUAUUUUUGUACAGUUUUGAAGUUUAUACUUAGAACCGACCACCUCCCGGCCUCGUGGAGAGCUGUACAGCGUGUAAAUCUGCCUUUACCAUGGAUUGGCUGGUGCAGUAUUUUUGCAUCUGUGGGACCUACUUUUUUCGUUCAGUAGUUUGAACUAUAUAUAAACUGUACAAUCUGUAAAGUUUUUAUAGAAUAAAUAUUCAGCUGUGAAAACUGGUUAAAUAAAACUAAUAUUUCUUAACACA